CAACGUUUACCACUGACGACAGGCAGAGCAAGGCAGAAGAUUCGGGUAGUUUGGGAAAGCGGCGAUUCGGGCAAAUUAUGGCGUCUUGAAUAUUCGACGACCGAACCUUGAUAAAAUCGCAGUCGGCCAUUCAUGGUCGAAUGGCGUUACCGGUAACCAACAUCUGAAAUCUGGCACCAAAGUUUACCCAACUUGCUCCCGGUGGGGAUUCUACCUCGGUGCAAGAAACUUAUACACAUAUUUCGAGAUAGUCAAGAGGCAGAGGAGUUAGGGGGGUAGGAACGUUUGGAAUGAGUCGGAAUGGAAGACGACCAGCCCGAGGUAGUAAGCCGAAAGGCAAAGGUCUAGCUGGUCUGUGGUCUAGCUAUCUUAGCCGUUAAAGAAGCCCGAGUCGCGUGUGGUUCGCGCAAAGAUUCGACUUAAUAAUCGAACAUCAUAAUUACGAACUAGCGUAGUGGCUAUUGGUGGCUGCUGGCGAAGCACACGCAUUCGUAUUAUCGUAUGGAGUGUGUUCGAAUUUGAAAAUAAUUUUUUUUUUUUUCCCGGUUUUAUUCGAUAACUGUGUGUGGGGUGAUUGAAUAAAAAAAAAAAAAAACAAACAAAACAAAAAAAGGAUCGAAUAAUAAGGAUUAAAAACAGACCAGAGGAAAGGUUAAAAACAAAACAGGUUCGUGUGCCGUGUAUAGUAUACUACAUACAUACCUAUGUAUAAACACAUUCGUAGUGAACAGCCAAGAUCGUCGGUGUGUUUUUUUUUGUUUCUGUUUCUUUAACAUCAGUGCGAUACGUACACAAACGCCUACAGGAUUUGGAUAAAAACGUAGGGAAGGUGCGCAGUAUGAGACCAGCGCGGGGCGCCGCGUCGUACCAAAUAAACAGGCCUACAAUUACGACUUCCCAUCGUCUGCACCAUCAACGCAUCGGUAUCCCCCACAGAGGGUCGACAGAUACAGGGGUGGUCCAGAUAUUCACAGAAGAAUGACUCAGAGAGAGGAUGUUUUAAAAUUUGAGCAGGGCCGCAUAAAGGCCCUGCAAGAAGAACGACUUCACAUACAAAAAAAGACAUUCACAAAAUGGAUAAAUUCAUUUUUAUUAAAGGCUCGUAUGGAGGUCGAAGAUCUGUUCGCGGAUUUGGCAGAUGGAAAGAAACUCUUAAAAUUACUGGAAAUAAUAUCGGGUGAAAGGUUGGCAAAACCAAACAACGGACGUAUGCGGGUUCAUAAAAUUGAAAAUGUCAACAAAUCUUUGGCUUUUUUACACACUAAGGUGCGUCUGGAAAGUAUUGGAGCGGAGGAUAUCGUAGAUGGAAAUCCGAGGCUGAUUCUGGGUCUCAUUUGGACUAUAAUUUUGAGAUUUCAAAUCCAAGAAAUCGAAAUUGACGUUGACGAGGAGAAUGAAAGCAGCGAAAAGAAAUCUGCCAAAGAUGCGUUGUUGUUGUGGUGUCAAAGAAAAACUAAUGGAUAUCCGGGAGUCAAUAUUCAGGAUUUUACCGGAUCCUGGAGAAGCGGUCUUGGCUUCAAUGCUCUCAUUCACGCUCAUAGACCAGAUUUGGUCGACUGGUCCGAAUUACAGCAAAACAAACACAUUGACAAUCUUAACAGUGCCUUUGACGUGGCUAAUGCAGAGUUGGGAAUCCCACGGCUCUUGGAUGCUGAAGAUGUGGAUACUGCAAGACCCGAUGAAAAGUCGAUCAUCACAUACGUCGCCUCGUAUUAUCACACUUUUGCCAGGAUGAAGAAUGAAAUCAAAAGUGGAAAGAGAAUUGCAAAUAUCGUAGGCCAAAUGAUGGAUGCAGACAAAAUGAAAGUCCACUAUGAAAAGUUAACUUCUGAUUUAUUAGAAUGGAUAAAAGCCAAGAUCAAUGUUCUCGAAGAUCGGAACUUCCCAAAUUCCUUAGAGGGUAUACAGGGCGAACUAUUAUCGUUUAAACAGUACAGAACAGUUGAGAAGCCGCCGAAAUAUAAGGAAAGAUCGGAAAUAGAAGCACUGUACUUCCACAUAAACACUCAAUUAAAAUCUCUCAAUCAACCGGCUUUUACACCGCAAGAGGGGCAGCUAGUACACGAUAUAGAACGCAAUUGGGUAGAGUUAGAGCGAGCUGAACACAGGCGGGAGGUUGCACUGAGAACUGAAUUGCUCAGACAAGAAAGACUGGAACAGCUCAACUAUAAAUUUGAGAAAAAAAGUGUUUUGAGAGAAGGAUAUUUGAAGGAAAUGAUACAAGUAUUGUCCGAUCCAAGGUACGGUAGCAAUCUUGCUCAAGUGGAUGCCACAGUGAAAAAGCAUGAAGCCAUUAGUGCUGACAUACUUGCUAGAGAAGAACGCUUCCAUGAUUUGACGAAUAUGUCAGAAGAAUUAGUCAGAGAGAACUAUCAUGGGAUGGAACGAGUGAAGGCAAGGGAGCAGGAGGUCUUACAAAGGUGGAAGGAACUCCUCGCUCUCCUCGAUCAUCAUAAAUUGAAUUUGGCAGCUCUGUGCUCACUCAUGAGUAUGAUGAGAGAGAUCGAUGCAACCUUGGCUACGAUUCAAGAACUGCAGUUGAAUUUCCAGAGCACAGAUGUUGGCCCGCAUUUACUGGGGGUCGAAGACUUACUGCAGAAGCAUAGCCUGCAAGAAUUACAAGUGACAGCUUUGGGAGAAACUCAAAGGAGGCUCGGACGCCAAGCGGCUCAGCACUUGGUCGAACCUACCAGCAAAGAAGCUCCUCUGCUGCAACAGAAACUCGACCAUUUAAAUCAAGCUUAUGACGAGUUGGAGGAAAAUAGUAAAGAGCGUAAAGCUCGGUUGGAAGAUGCAAGGAAUUUUUAUCAUUUCUUACAAGAUCACGAAGAUGAGGAGUCUUGGCUUGUAGAAAAACAGAGAAUUUGUAAAGCUGGGAUAUCCGCCAAAGACCUCCGUGCUGUUAUAUCUCUGCAACAGAAGCACAAAGGUCUCAAAGAUGAAAUGAAAGCGAGAAGACCGAAAUCUGAGCAGCUCUGCGACGCUGGAAGUAAGUUGAUUGCUGAAAAUCAUCCUUUAUCUUUGGAGAUUCAAAAUCGCAUCGAUUCGUUACAAGAACAUUGGAAGGUACUCGAAGAGUUGGCUGCUCUCAGGAAAAAACAAUUGGACGAUGCAGCGGAAGCAUAUCAGUUUUAUACCGACGCUAAUGAAGCUGAUUCUUGGCUUAACGAAAAAAUGGCAUUAGUUGCUUCUCAAGAUUAUGGAGUCGACGAGCCUAGUGCCCAAGCACUUCUUCAGAGGCAUAAAGAUCUCCAAGGCGAACUCAAUGCGUACAAGGGAGAUGUACAGUCAUUGAACACUCAAGCUGAUAAGUUAAUCAAAGCUGGAAUUUCAACUCUCGAGCUAUCCGCAGAUCCGGAACCUGUGGCUGAAUUAGAACAAGAGGAAUGGGGUAAAGAAGUUCGUUUGGUACCGCAAGACGAGUGGGUCGAUGAAAUAGUCGAACGUUUAGAGUCACGAACUGUUUUGGAAGAUCGAUUAGUGCCGCAAGUGAGAAGUUUAUAUCCAUUUAAUGGGCAAGGAAUGCACAUGGUGAAAGGCGAAAUAAUGUUCUUAUUGAAUAAGACGAAUCCAGAUUGGUGGAGUGUGAGGAAAGCUGAUGGUACCGACGGCUUUGUACCAGCAAAUUAUGUCCGUGAAAUCGAACCAAAAGUCAUUCAGGUACAAGUGAAAAGACCUGAAAAAGUCAAGACUACUCAGCGGGUCAAGAAAACUAAAAUGGUGAAGCAGGUGGUUCCUGUUCGCCGAGUUAAAUCUAUAAAGUCGGCUGUAAAACCAAUCAAACGAAAAGCUGUUGAUGAUAGCGAUAGUGUUGAAAAACGACAGAAGAAAAUCAACAAUACCUAUAACGAGCUGCAGGAAUUAGCUGCUAAGCGUCAUGCAUUAUUGGAAGACGCGAUAAGACUAUACGGAUUUUAUCGGGAAUGCGACGAUUUUGAGAAAUGGAUCAAAGAUAAGGAGAAAAUGCUGCGAGCUGAUGAUUCUGGAGAUAAUGUUGAGACUGCAAAAAGGAAGUACGAAAAAUUUUUAACAGAUUUAUCUGCCUCCGGAAAACGCGUGGAAGCGAUAGAUUUCGCAGUUGAGGAUUUUGUUGAUCAAGGACACAGUCAGUUAGACAAAGUAAAAAAGAGACAAAAACAUAUUCACCAACUUUGGGAACAUCUGAAUUGGCUCAAAACUCAGAAAGAAAAAAGUUUGGAAGGUGCUUCGAGUGUCGAAUUAUUCAAUAGAACUUGUGACGAAGCUCAUGAUUGGAUGCUGGAAAAAAUGACACAGCUGGACACUGCUGAGCUUGGACCCGAUCUAAAAACAGUACAAGCCUUGCAGCGAAGACAUCAGCACCUCGAAAGAGAAUUGGCUCCGGUUGAAGAGAAGGUCCGCAGAGUGAAUCUGCUGGCUAAUAGCGUUAAGAAUUCGUAUCCUAAUGAACUCAACAACGUUAAUUCUCGUCAAAACGAAAUUAGAGAUCUCUGGCAUAAAGUUCAAGCAAAAGCGAAAGAACGUAGAUCGCGGUUGGAAGAUGCCGUUGGUCAGCAGAUUUUUAUGAACAGUUCGAAGAAUCUCAUUAAUUGGGUUGCCGAUGUACAAGACGCCAUGAAAGCCGAAGAACCAGUUAGAGAUGUCGCAACUGCUGAAAAACUCCGAAAACAACACCACGAGCUUGGAGAAGAAAUUAAAGCAAGAGAGGACGAAUUUAGAGAAGUCGAGGAACUCGGUAAUCAACUUCUACAACGUAAUCCAGGGCUCACAGAAGUUCGCGAAAGAUUAGACAAGUUGAAUGGCUUACAUCAAGCGGUACUAACUAAUUGGAGUGCCAAGACGGAGUGGUUGCGACAAUGCCUGGAGCUACAACAAUUCAAUCGUGAAGCUGAUCAAAUCGAAGCAACAAGCAGUUCUCACGAAGCCUUUUUGGAAUUCACGGAAUUGGGAGAAACACUUGAUGAUGUUGAGGCUCUGUUGAAACGACAUGAGAAAUUUGAAAAUACACUCCAAGCACAAGAUGACCGACUUAAAGCAUUCAGCGAUACCGCAGAUAAACUCAUUGUACAUAAUCACUACGACAAAGAUUACAUUAACGAUCGGCGAAACCAAGUAUUAGCUCGAAGGGCAGCUGUUAAAGAUGCAGCUCAACAGCGCCGUGCUGCUCUAAAUGCUUCGGAACAUUUUCAGCAAUUUUCUGCCGAAGUCGACGAUCUCCGAUGUUGGCUUGGCGAUAAAAUGAAAACUGCGUCUGAUGAGAGUUACAGAGACUUGAAUAAUUUGGAACGUAAACUACAGAAACAUGAAGCGUUUGAGCGAGAACUCAGAGCCAACGAAGGCCAACUACGAGCGGUAAAUAAAGCUGGCAAGGCUCUGAUUUCUGAGGAAAAUUACAGGUCAAAUGAUGUAGCUGAAACCCUCAAGGAUUUAAAUGAUCAGUGGGAUCAUUUAGUCGCGCUUUCUUUAGACAAGGGACGUAGAUUGAGACAGGCAGCUGCCCAACAUGGCUAUAAUCGUACCAUGGAAGACGCUCGUUUAAAACUCGAAGAAAUUCAAAACUCUUUACAAAGUACCCAAGUUGGGAGCGAUCUCAGAAGCUGCAAAGAUUUGUUAAAAAAACACCAAACCGUAGAAAAUGACAUGAGUCAGUGGGAGCAAAAGGUCGGUGGUCUAGUAGCAAUGGGUGAAGAGAUGGCUCAUGAAGGGCACUUUGACGCUGCCAAUAUUUUAAAGGACAGUCAGGCCACUCAAAAAAAAUUCCAUAGUCUGAAAGAACCUGCUCAAAAGCGUCGAGAAGCCUUAGAAGAGAGUCUUAGAUUCCACAAGUUUGGAUUCGAACUUGAUGCCGAAUUGCAGUGGAUCAAGGAUCAUUUGCCUCAGGCAUCUUCUAUGACAUUGGGGCAAAAUCUAUAUCAAGCUCAAUCGCUUCAUAAAAAGCACAAGAAAUUAGAGGCAGAAAUAGCUGGCCACCAGCCAAUGAUUGAUAAAACUUUAGCAUCUGGGGCCUCGUUAAUAGAGCAAAUUCACCCAGAAAGAAAAAAGAUUCAAGAGCUAUGCGAAGAAUUAGAGGUAGCUUGGAAGGACUUGCAAGGUAAUGCAGAGAUCCGAAGCCGGGCAUUAGACUUGUCAUUGAAAGCUCAAGAAUUUUUCUUCGAGGCUGGAGAAGUCGAGAGCUGGCUUGGAGAAAAGAACGACGUCCUAAGUUCAACCGACUAUGGCAGGGAUAGAGAUGCCGCUACUAAAUUACUUACAAAGCAUAAGGCUGUAGACUUGGAGUUGGAUACGUAUAAUGGGAUCGUAACUGAAAUGGGUCACACUGCAACUGCAAUGGUGAAUGCCAAACAUCCAGACAGUAAAGCUAUAGCUAGUAAGCAGCAAUCAAUUGCUCAGCAAAUACGAGCACUUCAGAGGCUGGCAACAUCCAGACAACAGCGACUCAUGGAAAGCAUGUAUCGCCAUGAAUAUUUCUUAGAAAGUACAGAAUUAGAGCAAUGGAUCAAAGAACAGGAACAGGCAGCUGCGUCAGAAGAUUAUGGACAAGAUUACGAACAUUUAUUGAUACUACAAACCAAAUUUGACGAUUUUAAACACAGAAUCGAAGCUGGCUCGGAAAGGUUCAAUCAGUGCGAAGAGCUUGCAAAAAAAUUAAUUGCCAACGAAAGUCCUUAUAUUCAAGAUAUCGAAAAACGUCAAGAACAACUUGGACCAAGCAAGUACGACCCAGUACAAGAGGUUUUAAGGAGGCACGAAGUCAUACGAGAAUCCUGGCAACACCUCCUCGGUCUGAUGCAACAUCGCGAGCAACGCUUGCAAGCAGCUGGAGAGAUACAUCGUUUUCACCGAGAUGUGGCCGAGGCGUUAUCACGCAUUCAAGAGAAAGACGCCGCUCUACCAGAGGACCUUGGCCGUGACCUAAACUCAGUUCUUGCUUUAAUUAGACGACACGAAGGAUUUGAAAACGAUCUGGUUGCUCUGGAAGCGCAAUUGCAGGUUUUAGUCGACGAUGCAUCGAGACUACAAGGCUUAUAUCCUGGAAAUAAUGCGGCACACAUCGAUCAGCAGCAAAAAUUUGUCGUUGCCAAUUGGGAAGCCCUACAAGAAAGGUCUGCUCAUCGUCGAGACCAACUUCAAGCCAGCUGCGAUCUGCAACGGUUCCUUACACAGGUCCGAGACCUAAUGAGUUGGGCAGCUGGAUUACGUGCCACAAUGUCAACUGAAGAUAAAGUACGAGAUGCAGCUAGUGCACAAACUCUUAAGGCUGAGCACGAAGCUUUGAAAGGAGAGAUUGAAGCAAGGGAAGAUAGCUUCAGUGCAGUUUUAGAUCUUGGAGAAGCUAUGGUGCAAACUGGACAUUACGCUGCAUCCGAAGUCGAGGAAAAAUGCAAUCAGUUAUUAGAAGAACGUCAGAAAUUACAUACCGCUUGGCAACAGAAGAAAGUCCAUUUGGAUCAAUUAAUAGAUUUACAUUUCUUUUUGAGAGAUGCUAAACAAAUUGAUAAUUUGUCUGCAACGCAGGAAGCUGCCUUGAGCGGGGAAAAUUUCGGUAUCUCUGUUGAGGAAGUGGACGGCCAAGUUAAAAAACACAACGAAUUCGAAAAAUUGUUAGUUACGCAGGAAGAGAAGUUGAGUGCUCUGCAAGAACAUGGCGGCAAAUUGUUAUCGCAAAAUCAUUUUGACUCUCCUACAAUUUCUGUUAGACUUGACGAGGUUGUUCAAAAGCGGAGUAGAGUUCGUGACCUUUGCAAUGUAAGGAAGCGAAAAUUGGAAGCCAGUCUUCUUCACGCGCAAUUUGUGAGAGACGUUGGAGAAGCUGAAUCUUGGAUCGGUGAGAAGCAAAAAAAACUUGAAGCAGAAGCAUCAAAGGGCGACGUUUCUAGUCUUGAAGAAAAGAUUAAAAAAUUGCAGAAGCAUCAAGCUUUUCAAGCUGAAUUGGCAGCUAAUCAAAGUAGAAUUGAAGAAAUCAAGGGGAAGGGGGAAACUUUGGUCAAUCAAAAACAUCCGGCUACUCCAGAAAUUCGUGAACAGCUGGAUCAUUUACUUGCAUCUUGGAGAAAGUUGCUCCUGGAAUCUGAAAAUCGUGGGCGUGGCCUUGAAGAAGCACAGGAUAUUCUGGAGUUUAAUAAUCAAGUUGAAAAAAUUGAGGCGUGGAUUAGAGAUAAGGAAAUGAUGGUUCAGGCUGGUGACACCGGUAAAGAUUACGAACAUUGUUUGAGUCUCCAAAGAAAAUUGGACGACGUUGACAGCGAUAUGAGAGUGGAUGACUCUAGAAUAAAGUCUAUUAAUGCGCUGGCUGAUAAACUUAUCAAGCAAGGGCGGGACAACGAAUCAAAGGCCGUUCAACAACGUCGUGACAAUUUCAAUAACAAAUGGAAGGGUUUACAAGGUGCUCUAAGUGGGUACAGAGAAACACUGGCUGGAGCAUUGGAAAUUCAUCUAUUUAACCGAGAUGUAGAUGAUACUAGUCAACGAGUUGCUGAGAAAGCAAUUGCAAUGAACACCACUGACGUGGGUAAGGAUCUUACUGCUGUUGAGCAACUGCAACGAAAGCAAGAGGCUUUGGAACGAGACAUGACUGCAAUAAACGAAAAAUUGAAGGGUCAUGAGGCGGAAGCAAAACAACUAUCUCACAGGUAUCCAGAUAAUGCAGUGGCAAUAAAUGCUACUUUGCAUGAUCUGCGAACAAAUUGGGACGCACUGCAAACCUUGGCGCAAAAACGGCGUGAGGCUCUAAAAGAGGCCUAUACACUUCACAAGUUCCAAGCUGAUUUACACGAGUUGGAAGUCUGGGUAGCGGAUACUAUAAAACGCAUGAACGAUUCUGAUGCGCCAACCACUAUUUCAGAGGCAGAAGCAUUGCUAGAAUUACAUCAAGAGAGAAAAGCUGAAAUCGAUGGAAGGCAAGAAACAUUUAAAUCUCUCAGAGAACAUGGUCAUCAAAUCCUUGCUGUUACCGACGACGUUAAACCGAACUUAGAGUACUUAGAGGACUUAAGACAAGGACUAGCUAGCGCUUGGGAUGACCGUAGAAUGAGGCUCACUCAGGCACAUCAGCUACAACUGUUCAAAGAACAAGCCAAUCAAGCCGAUAGUUGGUUGGCUACAAAGGAAGCCUUUUUGAAUAAUGAUGAUUUGGGAGAAUCUUUAUCUGGUGUAGAAUCGUUAGUUCGUAAACAUGAGGAGUUUCAAAAAAUGUUGACAUCUCAACUAGUGCGAAUAGACGAGCUGGAACGAUUCGCCGGAGAGAUUUUGGAAAAGGAACAUUCUGACAGUGCGGUUAUCAAACACAGAUUAAAUGCAGUCUGUGCACGACGCGACAGGUUGAAAAACAGUGCGGCAGCGAGGAGAAAAAAAUUAUUUGAGGGUUACCAGCUGCAACAAUUUUUGAGAAAUAUGUACGAAGUCGAAGGAUGGCUACAUCAGAAACAACAAAUUGCCAGUGACGAGAAUUACAGGGAUUCCAGCAAUCUCCAAAGCAAGAUUCAAAAACACACAGCAUUUGAGAGCGAAUUAGCUGCUAACCGAGGAAGAGUCAGAGCUGUUGUUGGAGAAGGUGAGGCACUCAUAGAAGAAGAUCACUAUGCUUCGAAGGAGAUUCAAGAGCGUUUAGAAGAGUUGGAAGCAGAUUGGAGAUUGUUGCAAGCGGCCAGUGAGCUGAAAAAGAAUCGUUUGAAUGACGCCUACCAAGCACUGUUAUUCGGACGUACAUUAGACGAAUUCGAGACUUGGAUAGACGAUAUCGAGACACAACUUCAAUCGGAAGAUCAUGGAAAAGAUCUUUCAAGUGUUGCUAAUUUAUUGAAGCGACAUACCAACUUGGAGAAUGAUGUUUUAGGUCACAAUGAAGCCUGUGAAUCGAUCAAAGAUACGGCAGCUAGCUUCCAAAAAUCUGGUCAUUUCAUGUCUGAAGAAAUUCAAGAAAGAGCAUUAGCCGCCAUUAAUAGAUACCAUAGUCUUCAAGAACCAAUUCAAAUACGCAGAGACAACUUGGAAGAUGCUCGGCUAUUGCAUCAAUUUUCGAGAGAUGUAGAAGACGAAUUACAUUGGUUAGGUGAAAAGGAACCUUUGGCUUCCAGCACGGACUUGGGUAAUUCGUUAUCAACUGUUCAGAGAUUGCAGAAGAAACAUCAAGCACUAGAGGCUGAGUUAAUUUCGCGGGAUCCAGUUGUUUCUUCACUGGUUAGUCGUGGUGCCGUAAUGGUCAGAAGCGGUCAUUUUGCCUCUGAAAAGAUAGAGAAAUUAUCUCAGGAAUUACAAGAAAAAUUAGCUCAUUUGAAAGACCUGGCUAGCGUGAGAAAACUGAGAUUACUCGAUGCUGUUGAAUCACAAAUGUUUUAUGCCGAAGCAGCAGAAGCUGAGCAAUGGAUAAAAGAAAAACAGCCGCAACUCGCGUCACCAGAUUAUGGGAAAGACGAAGACUCCGUCCAAACUUUAUUAAAGAAACUGGAGGGAAUAGACAGAGACUUAAUGAGCUUCAAGAAUACAAUUGGUAACUUGAAAAAGCUAUCCCAAGGACUCAUAGACAGACAUCAUUUUGAUAGCAAAAAUAUCGCUCAAAAGCAAGCAGAGAUUGAAAAUAAAUUUGAAGAAUUACAGAAAUUAAGUGAAUUUCGAGCUCAGAGAUUGUUGGAGAGUGAAAAACUUUAUAAGUUCAUUAGGGAAGCAGAUGAAGUUAUCGAAUGGAUCAGCGAUCAAACUACGGUAGCUGCAUCAGAGGAUUAUGGGCGUGAUGUGGAACACGUGGAAUUACUUAUACAAAUAUUUGAUAACUUUUUGGCUGGUUUGGCAACCAGCGAGUGUCGCGUCUUAUCGGUAAUGGAUCAAGGUCGUCGUUUGCUGGAUGAAAAUAAUCCAGAGGCUGGUAAAAUUCAUGCAAAAAUGGAUGAAACUAAACAACAAUGGGAUGACCUUAGGGAACUCGCACACGCCAGGCAAGAAGCUCUGGCAGGUGCCAAACAAGUUCAUAUGUUUGACAGAACCGCGGAUGAGACGAUUUCCUGGAUACAAGAAAAAGAGGCCAGCUUAAGCUCUGAUGGAUAUGGGCAUGAUCUGGAAACCAUUCAAGCCUUAGUUAGAAAGCAUCAAGGAUUUGAGACGGAUUUGGCUGCAGUAAAAGAACAGGUUGAAUCCGUCAUGGGGGAAGCUUCAAGAUUAGCAGAACUAUUCCCAGAUGCUCGUGAGCAUAUCGCAGUCAAGCAUGAGGAGGCGGAAGAAUCUUGGAAUGACCUUUUGGAGAAAGCUGCCCAGCGUCGAGGUAAACUUGCUCAAGCUGAACAGCUGCAGGCCUACUUUGACGAAUAUAGAGAUUUGAUAGCUUGGAUAAAUGAAAUGGUAGCCAAAGUGACAGCUCCAGAGCUCGCCAGAGAUGUACCUGGUGCAGAAGCACUGAUUUCAAGGCACAAUGAGUAUAAAGCAGAAAUCGACACCCGACACGAUGCAUUUACAAAGUUUUAUAAAACUGGUAAAGGCCUUAUUCAGCAAGGACAUUUCCUAGCUAAUGAAGUUGAAGAUAAAAUAUCUGUACUUGAGCAGAGAAAACAAUUGCUGAGUGACACCUGGCAACAGAGAAGACAUAUUUAUGAACAAAACUUGGAUACACAAAUGUUCAAGCGUGAAGCAGAAAUGCUAGAGAAUUGGAUUCUGAGUAGGCAACCUAUGCUGCAAGAUGGGAAGCUUGGCGAGAGUAUUCCCCAAGUUGAAGAUUUGAUCAGAAAACAUGAAGAUUUUGAAAAAACUAUCGAAGCUCAAGAAGACAAGUUUAAUGCACUUAGGAGAAUCACAAUGCUUGAACGGGCUUUCCAAAAACAACAGGAAGCUGAAUUGGCUGAACGACAUGCGGAAAAAGAAAGACUGGAAAAGGCUCGUCUCGAAGAAAGGAAAAGAAAAGAAGUGCAAAGGAUUACCGAAGAACGUAAGCGGGAAGAAGAAAGAAGACGUUUGUUGGACAGUCCCCACCGUGUUCCUCACGAAGAAGUCAACGGCAAUUCUGAACAGCAUGAAUCUAUUAAUAGGUUACCACCCCUCAAAAGUACAACGAUGGCAGAACCCCCAGAAAAUACGUCUGUGCAAAAAUCCCACAGCAUAUCGCAUAUGUUUGGUGACAGACUGAGACGAAGUAAUACCGAUAUCAAACGUGCAGAGAGUAUGAAAGUAGACACGAAAAAACCAAAAAGAACUCCAAGUUUCACUACUAGGCGACGAACACAAAGUUUUAGAAAACAUCAACGGAUGGAAAACUUGGACACUUUGCCACCAGUUGAAAUACAAGGUUUACUUGAAAGGAAACACGAGUUACAAAGCGCUGGGAAAAAAGCAGCUGUACGUUCUUGGAAGCAAUAUUAUACAGUACUUUGCGGCCAACUACUAUGCUUCUUCAAAGAUAUCGAAGAUUUUUCUGCCAGCAAGGCAGCUACCGCCCCGAUAACAAUAUUCAAUGCUACGUGUGAACGAGCCGAAGAUUAUACAAAGAAAAAAAAUGUCUUCAGGCUAAAAUGUUCCGAUGGUUCGGAAUUCUUAUUUUUAGCGCCUAGUGCACAGGAUUUGGAAGAAUGGGUGAACAAAAUUGCGUUUCAUGCCAAACUACCACCAAGCUUACAGUUGCUGAGCUACGAUGAGUCUCAAAAAGACGGCUUAGAUCGACUGCAACAAUCAACUCCAGAGAAUGCUGACGACAAUGCAUCGACUGGCAGUAGUAGAGCAUCUACCCCUGAACUAGAGCGUAAAAAUUCAGUAAUUAAACGUGAUUUGUCACAUCAGCAUUCACCCGCGAACGUUCAAACGGAAUUCCUUCAGAUGCAUAGACAAAAUCAACAUCAUGAUCCCCCAGGAACAGAAUUCCUAGUUAUGCAGAGAGCUUUAGAACCUCCUAAGACUCAAACAGAAUUCUUACAAUUGCACAGGCAACAGCUACUUGUUCAACAACAUCAACUCAUUCAACAAGAUCAAGCCGCGAGUCAAAGAGAACAAUAUAUUCCACAUUCCAUCGACAAACCUCCCAUCCCACCAAGAGGUGCUCCACCUCCGGUACCGAUGCGAAACCCGAGCACAGACAAUUCUGUACAAAUGCGACGCAACGAUGUCGAUCCAUAUGUGCAACAAGGUAGGCCGCAAUCUUACCAAUCUCGAACUACAAACUCCAAUCACAACGGAUCAAGUCAGCAUCCUUCUAACGAUGGGUGGAGAAGGCAAAGUAACAUCGAUGCUGAUGUCCAACAACAUCAAGAAGUAGCACCUCCCCUGCCAUCAUCAGCCCCUCCACCUACAAGAAUGGCCCAGCGGAACAACCAAAAUGAUCCUGCGUAUGGAAAUGUACCAAUGAACGUGAGACAGGGUAGUCAACACUCCGUAAAUUCAUUUACCGGCAGACCAGCAUCGCUCCCGCCUUACGUAGCCCCUCCACCAGCUGCAGCUCAAGGUGCUCAGGGUGUUUCUGUCGUGGAUGGUAGGAGGCCAUCCGAAAGUGGAUCGGAAAGUGAACAAAGUUCGGGAAGUCGUAAGGAAAGGGAUACCAAACGUAGCUCUGUAUUGAGUAAUUUAUUCGGCAGAAGAAAGAAGCCGUCGCAGUCGUAGCGUUUUAAAAAGAAUCAUGAAAAACGAGUUUUUCGAAAAUUUAUUCAGAAAUCAUCAUGAUGAAGAUAUUGAGUAUGGAUAGCAUUUCGUCAGUCUCUUAUCAAUUUAUGGUGAACAAUCCGUGGUUACACACUAUAGAACAUCGGUUCUUUUUUGCCUGCUUACUACUGAGCUAAUUUAAUUUACAUAUUUUCAGUUAUAGUUUUAUACAUAUGAGUGUUAUAAAAGAAAUACGACAGGCUAGAAAUGAGCAAUGAAUCAGCGAAGAGCCAGGGAAUUCUGAAUUUUUUCUAAAUCAUGGUAAUUCUUGAAGAACCCGCUCGUUAAACAUGAAUUUGUCUAUAAUUAUUUAAAUAUGUUAUUAACUUCAAACAAAACAUGCUUUAUUAACGUUAAGUUACUAAGAAUAACUUCAUCUGACUUGAUGUUGAGUUCAUUGCGACGUUGAGGAUAAUCAAUCCGCCAUUUUUUUUUUUUUUUUUUUUGUUUUUUUUUUGUAUUUAAAACGUACCUGACCUAACGUCGAGCAGAAAAUAUGAUGUAUCAACUGAAUUUACAGAACAUGAAAAUAAAGACGAUGAAAUCUUACGAUAACGAUGAUUGAUUAUUCUGUUCUUUUUUAUACAUAUAGGUAUACAAUGUAAUAAAUGUCUUAAUAUAUCUGUUGAAUAUAUAUUUGAAAGCAUUAAUAUGUAUUUUGGGACCAAUGUUUAUAUGCUGUAUUUAAUAACAUAGAUAUAUCACUUCUUUUCGGAAAGAUUUAGCGUUAUAAAAUUUACAUUACAUGAAUAUCACAAUAUUUUAAGAGAAAGAAGGCAUCCCGGUCAAAUGUAAACCUGUAAAGUAUACGUUAAUAACUAUACUACAAAUUAUUAUACAUAAUUUUACGUCCAGGCAGAACUAGAAUAUAGUAUGUAGUAACAAGAUCAAAAUGUAUUAGAACUCAAUAAAAAUAUUUAGAUGUAUGGAAAA
This is a messenger RNA of Athalia rosae (coleseed sawfly), 14517 nucleotides long. It is a transcript of the gene kst, whose product is annotated as spectrin beta chain, non-erythrocytic 1. Gene Ontology annotation, biological process: actin cytoskeleton organization. Gene Ontology annotation, molecular function: actin filament binding; phospholipid binding. The coding region runs from base 979 to 13545 and encodes 4188 amino acids. The transcript has 23 exons. Lineage: Eukaryota; Metazoa; Arthropoda; Insecta; Hymenoptera; Athaliidae. The record is from RefSeq and is a predicted model, not a curated record. Gene Ontology annotation, cellular component: cell projection; cell junction; cortical actin cytoskeleton.